Molecule: messenger RNA, 1820 nt
Organism: Lathyrus oleraceus (garden pea)
Lineage: Eukaryota; Viridiplantae; Streptophyta; Magnoliopsida; Fabales; Fabaceae
Product: BAG family molecular chaperone regulator 3
Exons: 4
Coding region: 612-1619 (335 amino acids)
Biological process (GO): protein stabilization
Cellular component (GO): cytoplasm
Molecular function (GO): adenyl-nucleotide exchange factor activity; protein-folding chaperone binding
Source: RefSeq, a predicted model, not a curated record
AGGGUGUCACCUAUGUGUUAGCUGGCCACUCAUUUUAAUAUUCAUAUAUUUUAUUUUAUUUUCUCAUUUUCAUCUCCCUUCAACUUUCUCUUAGAACUUCAAGAGAGAAUCAAUUCCUCAUCAUUGGAAUUGUUUACUCUCUCAAUUCCUAGCUUCUCAUUGUUUUCCACAAAUAAAAAUCACUUUUUUUUCCUUGUCUUGGUUAAAUUAUGCUCAAAAUCUCUUAUAGACCCAUCAUAGUCUUUAGCCACAUUUUGUUUUAAAGAUCCUUGCUUUGAGUUUUGGCUAGUUUUAUUUUUGUUGGGUUAGAUUUGUUUUCAUUGAUUCUUCUGCCAAGAAAAAAGUUUCAAUUUUUUGUUUUAUUUCUCUCUCUCUUGAAGUUCAAAGCUUUUGUUUUUUUCUCUCUCUUGUGAUGGUGGACUUGUGGAAUGCUUUGGUCAGAGGUUUCUGUAACAUGUUCUAGCAGCCUUUUGGUGAAUUGGGUCGGUGAAUUUCCUGUCAAGUUUUCUAGAGAAUCUGUGUUCUCAGAGAUCUAACCCCCCCUCUCUCUCUCUCUCUCAUAGUUCUCAGUUCAUACCUCUUUUGUUGCAUAGCUGUGAAAGUGAAAGAAGAUGAUGAGGAUGAGGAAUAAUCAUAAUCAUAGUAAUAAGACAAAUGGUGUUUCUUCACCUAUAACCUCAGGUGGUUGCAGAACUGAACCCGGUUCAAUGGAUUGGGAGAUGAGGCCAGGUGGAAUGUUGGUUCAAACUAGAACCAAUAACUCAGAUCAAAACCCGGUUUUGGUUCCAACUAUUAGAGUUAGGGUCAAGUUUGGUUCAAUUUAUCAUGAACUCAACAUUAGCUCACAAGCCACAUUUGGGGAUUUGAAGAAAAUGUUGACAGGACCAACUGGAUUACAUCAUCAAGAUCAAAAGUUGUUUUACAAAGACAAAGAAAGAGAUUCAAAGGCUUUUCUUGACAUAGUUGGUGUAAAGGAUAAAUCAAAGUUAGUGCUGGUGGAAGAUCCUAUAAGUCAAGAGAAAAGGAUUUUGGAGAUAAGAAAGAAUGCUAAGAUGGAGAAAGCUGCAAAAUCUAUCUCACAAAUCAGCUUGGAAGUUGAUAGACUCGCCGGACGGGUAUCUGCUUUUGAAUCAAUAAUUAGCAAAGGUGGGAAAGUUGUAGAAUCAGAUGUGAUUGGUCUUAUUGAGCUAUUGAUGAAUCAAUUGCUCAAAUUAGAUACUAUAAUUGCUGAUGGAGAUGUCAAAUUGCAAAGGAAAAUGCAGGUAAGAAGAGUUCAAAAGUAUGUUGAAACAUUGGAUAUUCUAAAAGUUAAGAAUUCUACAACAAAUGGCAAUGAUGUUCAAACAACAAUUCAACCUCAACAAAAGCAGUCAAAUGGGAAAAAAUUGGAAACAAUUCAAGAGCAACAACAAGAACAGCCUAGAAAAAACUCAAAUGAGGUUUCAUUAAUAUAUGAAGAACAACAACAACCUUCAGGAGUUGUAGUUACUACAAAAUGGGAGACAUUUGAAUUUGAUUCUACCCCACCAUUAAUCACAUUUCCAUCUACAUCCACAACUACUCCUUCAAUGAACAAUAAUUCAGGUCCUCCUAAGUUCAAUUGGGAAUUCUUUGAGUGAUAAAUUGCAAUGCCACAUAUGUUUGAAAUUUGUGUGGAUGUUAUUUGGGUUUGUAUUCCACUUGGAGUGUUAUAUGUUUUACAUUCUUUUUGUGUAUUUAGAUUUGUUUAGCACCCCUAUAUAAUCUGUCAUUUACUUGGGAAAUAAAUGGGGUUGCUAUGAUAGUGAGUAUCAUAAAAAUAAGUUAAUUUUAUGUGAUUA